Ciona intestinalis (vase tunicate) is the source of this 826-nucleotide messenger RNA. Its product is annotated as tRNA-specific adenosine deaminase 2-like. Gene Ontology annotation, biological process: tRNA wobble adenosine to inosine editing. Gene Ontology annotation, molecular function: tRNA-specific adenosine-34 deaminase activity. NCBI's taxonomy places the organism in Eukaryota, Metazoa, Chordata, Ascidiacea, Phlebobranchia, Cionidae. The record is from RefSeq and is a predicted model, not a curated record. Gene Ontology annotation, cellular component: nucleus; cytoplasm.
UGAUAGUCUAACAAUAAAUAAUUGCAAAGAGUCAUUUAAGAUAAAUAUCCAAUGAACUCUGAUGUUUUAUUGAAAUGGAUGAAUGAAGCAUUUAAUUAUGCAGAAGAUGCUCUCAAAGAAGGGGAAGUCCCCGUGGGCUGUGUGCUUGUGUACAAGAACAAAGAAAAGUUAUCGAAUGGACGCAAUAAAGUGAAUGAAACAAAGAAUGCAACGAGACACGCAGAGCUCGUUGCUAUUGACAAUGCUAUUAAAACAGUAACAAGUGACAGCUGGAAACAGAGCCUUCCAAACGAUUGGAAGUUUACUGAUGUAUUUGAACACUGUGUUAUGUAUGUGACAGUUGAACCAUGUAUCAUGUGCUGUGGUGCAAUGCGUGCAAUGAAAAUACCGCUAGUAGUUUUUGGUUGCAACAAUGAGCGGUUUGGUGGCUGUGGAUCUGUGUUGUCACUUCAUUCAAAUCGAAAAUUAAACUCAAGUUUAGGUCCAGUUAUAAGUACAUAUGGGGGUCAACAAACAGUUAGAGCAAUAACAUUGUUAAAAGAUUUUUAUAAACAAGACAAUCCCAAUACUGAAGCUUCUGUUGAUUAGUUUAGAUCUUGAAAUUCACUGUAGCAUUUUGGCAAAUCUCAUAAAUCCGCCACAAAGUAUGUGUCACAUCAAUACUGGAAGAAAGUUUAGCGAAUCACAUGUAGUUGAUAAACUGUCGUAUUCUCAAAAUCAACAAACCAAACUUUUAUGGCAAUCGUUACAUUUGGUGAACUUUAAGAAGGGGCAAAAAAAUAAUGAAUCUUUUUUUAGUUACAAAAACUUGUUUUUCUAUUUCAGA